CAAAUAAUAAAUAAACAAAGGAACAAGCCUAAACAUUUUCAAUUAAACCAUAUACAGAACUAACGCACACAUGUGACGGAGGCAAUACACAAACACGGCACCUUUGAAUCUCGCCUUAAAAUUGGCGAAACCAACACGGAAUUAUAUAACCGCCGGCUGAAAACACAUGAGUCCGUACAGCGGAUCCGUGCGUCGUCUGCUGGACAGUUGGCCAGGAAAGAAGCGCUUCGGUGUCUACCGCUUCCUGCCGCUCUUCUUUUUACUGGGCGCCGGCCUGGAAUUCUCCAUGAUCAAUUGGACAGUGGGCGAGACCAAUUUCUACCGCACUUUUAAGCGCCGCCAGGCGAAGAACUACGUGGAAGAGCAGCAGCAUCUGCAGGCGCGAGCCGCGAAUAACACCAACUAAGCAAAAUGCCCGCCGGAGUUUCCUGGGGCCAGUACCUGAAAUUCCUCGGCUGUGCCCUGGCAUCCAUGAUGGCCGGAUCGCAGGCUGUUCACCUUUACUAUAAGCCUCUGGAGGACUUGCGCGUCUACAUCGAACAGGAGCAACACAGCACACAGGUGGAUCCCACCGCAAAGCCACCGGAAUCUGCAUAACACUGUGUACUAGACAAGUUAUUGGUGACUAAAGCUAUUUAAG
Drosophila melanogaster (fruit fly) is the source of this 640-nucleotide messenger RNA. It is a transcript of the gene sloth1, whose product is annotated as sloth 1. The record is from RefSeq and is marked reviewed. Gene Ontology annotation, cellular component: mitochondrion; mitochondrial inner membrane. Bases 167 to 406 code for a protein of 79 amino acids. The transcript has 2 exons. NCBI's taxonomy places the organism in Eukaryota, Metazoa, Arthropoda, Insecta, Diptera, Drosophilidae.